GAAGUGUACAUAUAGCAACCUAACUUGCCGUUACUUGAAUGAACAAUGAGUAACAAUGGGAAAAAAAUAUUUGGUUUUAUUUAACUAUAUUACUACUAGACUAGACUAUAUCAUCUAGAUCUACGAAGAAACAGGCUUAGCUAGCUUUUUUUUUCUGACUCUCGUUGGUGUUAAAUAAGUCAUCGAAAUAUACUAAUAUUCUUUUUAUUGAAAGAUGACAGAAACUGAAAACCAAGGUGCUCAUAUUUUGCUGUCAGUUGAAGCAGAAGCUUACGUUGAACACUUACAGCAUUUUGAUAUCAAGGAUAUAGGAUCUAUAAGAUGGCACCAGCAACAUGAGUACUUAGAGAAACUAAACAUGCAAGCUGUGAUAAAUGCAGCUGCAAAAGAAGAAGAAUUUGUGAAAGAAUAUUUUAUUUCCUAUGGCAAGAUUCAACUUUUGAUUGAAGACCUGCUGACUACAGAAGUAUGGAAACAAAAAAUAUUCCCUGAAUUAAUAGAAAUGGAAUUUGAACCUAGAACAACAUUUCCUAUUUAUAUUGUGUUGUACCAUGAAGCUACUGUGAUUAAUCUACUGGAGACAAUGAUGUUCUAUAAAGAAACCUGUGAAGCAGCUGAGGAGUUCACGCUAGACCUUGUUGAUUAUGCUUAUAGAAAACUUUGUUUUUUGGCUGCUAAAGGUCAAGCUAAAGAAGAUGUUGAGGAGUUUCUGCCAAACAGUUCAGAUUUGACAAAAUGCUUAAGCAAUAUGGAGGAAUUAGAAAAACAAGACAGACAACUGCAAUUUGAGAUCAGCAUUAAAGCCCUUUCCUUACUGAGAUACAUAACAGAUAACUUAGAUUGCUUGCCUUUAAGUGUUAUGGCUAGAAUUCUCAACACACAUGAUAUACCAAAUCUGCUUGUACAACUUGUGGAGUCACCUCCAUGGACUAAAAGAAAAAGUGGAAAAAUAUUCAAAUUUAUUGAAAGCAAAUGGCAAGAAGUCAGUUUUGAAGACAGUUUAAAACUAACAAAAACUGAAGGCCAGGUGUGGCUGGCAUUGUUUCACUUGUUAAUGGAGAAGCCAUGUCAAGACAAAUAUGAACUGAAUAACUACAGAAUUAAUGUAGUUAUCAAGUUACGUUCAUAUUUGACUGAAGUUCUGUUAGACCAGUUACCUAUCUUGGCAGAGUUGCAGCGUUAUCUAGAGCACUUGGCUAUAAUGGAACCUCCACCAGCCAAAAAAGAUCUUGUCUUAGAGCAGGUGCCAGAGAUUAGGGAAAGAAUACUGAAUAAAUAUGAGGGCAAGUGGAGCAAAGUGGCCAAAAUGUUGUCUAAAACAACUUUCAACCAAUCAGAAGCAGAGACCAGAGCACAAGCUGAAAGGUGGGCAGCAACAUAUAACUUUGACUUACUUCAAGAUCUCAUCUCUGAGCCACCCAAAUGUGCUGUCUGUGGUCAGGCUGCAAGUAAACGUUGUUCACGAUGUCAAAAUGAAUGGUACUGUCGAAGAGAAUGCCAAGUUGGACACUGGAAAAAACAUAAAAAAGCUUGUGAUAUUCUUUAUGACACUUUACAAAAAAGCAAAUGAUUAAUUCUAUGUUGAAUAAAUGUGUUCACACAAAAUA
Molecule: messenger RNA, 1607 nt
Organism: Biomphalaria glabrata
Lineage: Eukaryota; Metazoa; Mollusca; Gastropoda; Planorbidae
Product: zinc finger MYND domain-containing protein 10-like
Exons: 14
Coding region: 215-1570 (451 amino acids)
Biological process (GO): outer dynein arm assembly; inner dynein arm assembly; motile cilium assembly
Cellular component (GO): cytoplasm; centriolar satellite
Source: RefSeq, a predicted model, not a curated record